This is a messenger RNA of Pocillopora meandrina, 3793 nucleotides long. NCBI's taxonomy places the organism in Eukaryota, Metazoa, Cnidaria, Anthozoa, Scleractinia, Pocilloporidae. The record is from the annotation of a GenBank genome assembly.
GCAUAGCCCAAGUCAAAUUCAGACAUGUGUGAGUAAAUUUUAAGUUAAAUUUGUUCAAAGAUCGUCCUUUUUGAGUCAACAUGUAGCGGGUAGUAGAAUAUGGUUUAGAAGCCAUCUGGAGAGAAAACAGUUACAAAUCUCGAUUACGUCGCAAAAAAAUUGGAAUCUUGCUUCUUACUUAAGAGACAAAUUCACAAUUCGGAGCAAGUUGUUUCUCCUACAAGAAUUUAAACAAAAACAAGCCAUUUUGUUUAAAGAGCCUGCGAUACGCCAUUUUGGAAAACAUGAUGUCAUCUGGUUGCCAUUGAGUGAUCUUCAAUAAUAGCGGCAAAAGCAACUACGUUUAGCUGUACUGAAAUGUUAUUAAAAUGAAGAAGAAAAAUAUAAAUUUAGGAAUACUGCGCAAUUAUUAGAUGAGGUUAAGCAGGAUAUCAUGAAAUAUCAAUGUCAGGGUCUGAGUUAUCAACUGUAGCCGAAGACUGAGGCUGAUAACACAGAUAAGAGGUAUGAUAAUUUACGAUAUCAUGCCACAACCGAAUUUAAUAGUUGUUUUAUUAUACAAUUUUUAACAAUCUGCAAAACUGAAGAGCUUUCUAUCUGAGUUUGCAAAAGUUUGAGAAAUCUUAAGUGUAAGGGGCUUGAAGACUAGGUAGACUUUGAACCCAGUAUCGGCAAUACCUGCUGCAGAUAUUGGGUUAUCAUGUCAACUUCACGCGCUAUGUAUAUUGACUAAAUGCUGGACCAAUCAGAAUUUUCAUGGUAAGUGUAAUGUAAAAUAAAGACAUUUACUGGUUACCCGAAAAAACUCCCCGAGGGCCAAACUGGCAGGUGACCACAUUGAAUUAAGAGGGUCUAAAUAGAAUUACUCGAUAGCCGUUAAACGGUCAAACAUUAAGCCGAUAGGCGUAAAAAUUGACAAAUUUUAACCGUUCGUCGUAAAAAGAAUGUAACAGUUUAAAAAAAUGUCUGGUGACCACAAUGGAGAUAUAUCAACCGUUAGCCGUAAAAAAGCCGUCACCUCUUUCAAUUUAAUAUUUACGUUUAAUGGUAAUGUUAUGGUUAAUUAACCAUUUCGACGAACUGCCCUACAGCGAUGUCAAGUGUAGACCAGUUCAUAUGAUUGCGCCCUGUAAAAAGAAGGUGAAAGCUGAUUUACUUUUUGCAAUUGCAUUUCAUUUUUCCUUGACAUUUGAACUGCUCACAGGUUGUACGAGGGCAAGUGUGAUCCAGAAGAGAGGCCCUAAACACCCUAACGUGAAUAUGCAUAUUCUCCAUACUGUUCUCUAUACAUUUUGCAAGGUGCUGACAAGGAGAAUUUGCCUAACAAUCAAGAGCUUCUUUAGUUGGUGAUCAGUUCCUUUAUUCUCCUGACCAUAAUGUGUGAUUCAGCAGCGACGCUGUAAGGAGAGAUUGGACGGUAGUUUCUCUCAGGGAUUAAAGGGUGUUUUCAUAUAAAGGGUGGAAUAGAUUCAUUAAUACUGUAUUUAUUUCAUUCGCAACCAUUUUUGAUAACUCUUUAAUUUGAGCUGUGUUUAAUUUGCUGCUUCUAGGUCAUGAUAAAAGUCAUUUCUUUGUAGCUGCCUUCGUCUGCACCAUUUACAUCACGUGUAUUGAUCAUGGUGAGUCAUAUUAGAGCUUAACUCUCGAACCCAGAUCCUACUGAGUAACCGCUACUGAAAUGUGGUAUUUUACCACCGCUCAGCUGUGGAAGGUCUGGGUACAACACUGAUAAGAACUACAAGCCGCUUUUCAACCAUUUGUUGUCCGAACCAAAUAGAGCGUAGCAAUUUCAAUGGCCAAUCAGACCAAAAGUUAACACACCACUCGGGGGCCGGUAGUGAGAACUGAAUCAAUUGAAGUAAUGCCGAGGGCACUAUAAAACGCGAGUAACCCGGAUGAACAAAGUGCCUGAAACGCGGGAAAACGCGUGGGAUCAAUGCACGAUUGGUUUAAAUUUUUUGUCAGGAGGAUGGUGCAAGUUCUCUGGUCCAAUCAUAGAGCUAGAAGCGGAGGAAACAGAUAAAAUUCCCGGAUUACUUUCGGCGCUCGUUGAAAACUGCUCUUUGGUGGAAGUUACAUAGUAAAUGAUAGAAGGCUGACGCGAAGGCAGAACAAGUUUAGAAGCUGAUUUAAAAAUAUUACAACUCUGCCUUUGUUCAGCUUUUUCUCGUCUAUUUCAGGUGUGGAAGGCGAUUGCGAACGUUCGGAUGAAUACAUCGAACCCCAAAAUUGCACGGGAAUUGAGAUCGCAACGCGUUCAGUAUGGACGGGAACGCAGUGCUUGGACGAGUGUAUCCGCCUUCCACACUGCGACAAAUUCAUUUUUAAUGGGACAGGAAAGGAAAACUGUAGACUUUUGAGCACUGAUGGCAUAUCCUCUGCUCCUGGUGUUCGAAACUUACGGAAUAUAUCCGGCGCAUGCUUACCAACAAGUAUGAACGUGAGUAGAUACUAAUUAGCAUCAGGAGCUGCUGUUAGCAUCAAUUAUACUUACAAUUGUAUAGUUUUAGCUUGUCGAAUCAAAGGCUAGGGGAAACGAGGAAGAGCAUUCUGAUAAGGCGGGGUGUUAGAGUACACUUCCAUCAAGCGCCAUGAUUCCGAGUUUAGUGUUUUUCCACUCAAUUUUUUAAAGAGGAGAGCCAAGCACUGCUAAAAACGCCAAAAAAAAAAACGAAAAAAAAAAAGAUUGCAAAGAUAGACAAAAAACAAGACUUCUUCCAAACUCUUUAAAGCGCUUUGAGGAGGAGAGAACCUGAGAGCAUGAGGUUGAAAAUGUGUGUAGGCAAACCUUCAAGUAAGCUAAACGAAAAGAGUUGGCGGUGGAGAGGGAGAGGGGGGAGAGGUAAGCCGGGAUAGACGUAGUCUCGUACUCAGACCUUUCACGGUCAAGCGGAUUCAGUUACAAUCACACGGUAGGAUCUGGGUACGAGAAAAGGAUGGAUCAACAUCCAUCCAUGGAGUAGCAGCACUCCUUGUCGUUUAAUGACAAAAAAACUGGGAUAGGCUGCGUUAGGAUGGGCUUUAAUUGUAUUUCUUGGAUUUCAGAGCGUGAAAGAUUUUCUUUUGGGAACCAAGUACUGCCCCUAUCCACUAUUUUGGAAGUCAAACGAUCCAAGCUUGGAAGUUCCUUGUCGAUAAAUUAACGUUUUAAAUAACAAACAAAAAACAAAACAAAACAAAUUUAAUCUUAAACAGUGCAACCGAGUAUGGAGUGAAACUCAAACUUCUCAUCAAGCUUCGUGCUUACGAGAGGUGCUCACUGACUACAAGGAAAUUUUACCGUAAAUGUCAAAGUAGGAUAAAUAAUGGUAAUUGAACUGAGCGGAGUGCAAUUUGGGCUGAAAUUCGAGUUCAAUUUGAAAACGCGAGUUCAAUUUGAAAUCACAAGUAUUAUUUCAGACCAAAACUGCACAACACGAGGUUCACUUACCACUUUACUACAUCCAUUUUGAAAUCGCCCAAAUACAGGACUUGGUCAGUUCAAAUAUUUUAUUACUACAAUACUGAGCCAGUUUGAAAUUAAAUUCAUUCAUUUUUUUGGGAGGAAAAAAUAAGAGUUUUGGAAACAAAAGUUUCAAAUUUUGCCACAUGAUACUUCAUGUCUUUCAUCUUCCUGCAAUUUGAUCGGUUACUUUAAACAAGCCUUGAAGUCUGAUUGGUUGUUUUGUUUUUAGUGUAGCCUCCUCAUUGGCUGGAAAAAAGAUGCGAUUUAAAGCAAAAAAUGGUGCAAUUCGUGAAUAAAUCGCACCAAUUAGAGCCAAUCAGAUUACAGGGACCACCAGUGAUUUCAAAA